Messenger RNA from Arachis ipaensis, 1248 nucleotides. Lineage: Eukaryota; Viridiplantae; Streptophyta; Magnoliopsida; Fabales; Fabaceae. The record is from RefSeq and is a predicted model, not a curated record.
AUGUGUAAAGGACGUGCAGAGGUUGACAGGAAGGCUCAAUGCCCUAUCCAGGUUCCUCGGUGCGUCGGCCGCAAAGGCUCUCCCAUUCUUCAACUUGAUGAAAAAAGGGAUAGUGUUCUAAUGGACCCCAGCGUGCGAGGAAGCCUUCAAUCACUUCAAGAACAUAAUCUCAGCACCACCUUAACUGAGGAGGCUUCGACAACCGUCCUGGUACGGGAAGAAGGGAAGAUCCAGCAGCCGGUCAACUUCGUGAGCAAGGCGCUGCAAGGGGUAGAGCUGAAGUACAGUAUGCUGGAGAACCUGGCAUAUGCGCUCCUGACCUUCUCCCGCAGGCUACGACAAUACUUCCAAGGGCACCAAAUAAUUGUCAGAACGGACCAAGCGAUAUGGCAAGUGCUGCAAAAACCUGACCUAGCGGGCAUGAGGAUGACCUGGGCAAUCGAACUAUCCCAGUAUGAUCUACAGUACGAGCCCAUACAUGCAAUCAAGGCCCAAGCAAUGGCUGAUUUUCUGGUGGAGUAUGAGGCCCUUCUUGGCGGCCUACUCUUGGCAAGGGAAGUCGGGGCCACUAGAGUGGAAAUAUGCAGUGAUUCUCAGGUCGUCACAUCACAGAUUAAUGGAACAUAUCAAGCCAGGGACUCGCUGCUGCAAAAAUACUUGGAGAAGUUUAAAAAGGUAAGCGAGGAGUUUGACGAGGUCACGGUACAGCACGUUCCGAGGGAGAGAAACACACGGGCUGACCUCCUAUCAAAACUGGCGAGCACAAAACCAGGAACGGGUAACCGAUCCCUCAUUCAAGGCUUAGUGAAAGAGCCCUCAGUGACAUUGCAUAUAACACGGGCGGAUGACUUCCCCUUAUGGAUAGACCCGAUCACCGACUUUCUGGAAGAAGACAAACUCCCUAAUGACGAAAAGGCGGCUAAGGCACUGAGAAGAGAAGCGGCCAAGUUUACAAUAAUACAAGGCCAGCUGUUUAAGAAAGGGCUCAACCAGCCUCUAUUGAAGUGUCUACGCCCCGACCAAAUGGACUACGUAUUAAGCGAAGUCCAUGAGGGAUGCUAUGGCCACCACAUCGGGGGGAAGGCCCUAGCCCGAAAACUCAUCAAGACUGGUUACUACUGGCCCUCAAUGAUGGCAGAUUCCAAAGAGUUUGUGAAGAGGUGUAGAAGAUGCCAGGAGAGCGCCAACUUUCACAAAGGGUCGGCAGCUGAACUGAGCCUAUUGAUGGCCUCCCGACCAUUCUCUUAA